Messenger RNA from Gamsiella multidivaricata, 1406 nucleotides. RefSeq lists its product as uncharacterized. The record is from RefSeq and is a predicted model, not a curated record. The transcript is spliced from 4 exons. Gene Ontology annotation, molecular function: protein binding. Lineage: Eukaryota; Fungi; Mortierellomycota; Mortierellomycetes; Mortierellales; Mortierellaceae. Bases 18 to 1406 code for a protein of 462 amino acids.
CCGCCACUUCCUUCUCAAUGCCUCCCCCAACCGUCACCGUCCUCAUCGCUGCCGAACCUGGCAAGUCUUUAGCCGUACCCUUUCAGCCCCAGGAGCCCGUUCACUUCCUCCUAACGCGUAUCGCUCUCAUGCUAAAGGAGAAUAGUUGCGGUGAGCAGGAUCAUGUCCUCUUCGUCAAUGGCAUUCCUAUCACGGAUCUCCAAAAAUCCCUUUCCGAUUACAGCAUCUUUGGAAGUUGUUUGACCUAUCAAAAUCUGAAGGAGGGCGAAUGGAUGAUUCAUGCCAGGACAUUUUCUGGCGAGGUCACCGACAUCAACUGUAACCCCGAUGACACUAUUCGCCAAGUCAAAAAGAAGAUCUAUGCCAAGGGAGGGACACACCUGGACGAGCUGACGCUCUUCAUCGGCGUGAGAGGCAGACAGCUGGAGAAUAAUAAGACCCUGAGGGAUUACAAGUUCCGAUCUGGAUCGACCCUAACUGCCGCUCCGUUUAUGGGUGGUGGCGGCGAACUUUCUUUUCCGGGAAUCUUGCAUUCGGGUGAAUGGGAUACACCGGGUCUCUGUAACUUCAGGCUAUCAUCUCAUGUUUCGCGUGGACGAAAAUCUUCGGAUGCUCCACGUGGACGAAAGGCGUACGAUGGCGCCAACGUUGAGUGCGAAUGUAAAUGUAAUCUGCGAUACGGGAUCAUCUGUCCACAGGGAUAUGGGCUUCUCGAAAUAUCUCAAACGACCUUCUACUGCUCGCUCUGCAAGACACAGGAUGAAAAAGUUAUCCCUGUCGCCGUUGGGUUUGUGAAUUGCAAGUACAGGAUCCAUGCCAUCAAGGACGCCACAGGGGAGCAGUAUACCUCAAGUUGGAAGAUCGUCAAGCCUGAGGCAGGCUACGAGCUCUACCAUGAUGGUACCCAGGCAAUUUGGCGACGAGUAGUUAUCGAAUCAUAUCAGCCAGGGGGAGGCAGUAGCGAGGAUACAUUAAUAAACGCCCUCUUGAAGCCCAUUCUUGCAGCGGCAUUCGGCAUGUUUGCGGGCUCUAUGUUUCGAUGGGCGAACCUUGACUCCGUUCUGGAGUUCCCUGAUUACCAGGUAUCGUUCGGCGAGCAUUCCUAUAUUCCUGAUGAAUUUAAACCGGUUGUCGCAUCGUCAGAGGAUAUGAGAAAAGACUACAAGAAGCUGGUCAUAAUGGGCAAGAAGGUCGCCGACGGUCUCUUUCAAGAUGGGUUCCCUACGCCUGUGAUUCUGAUCCAUGGACAAGGCAUGGAGAUAGAUGUCUACAGCAUCAGUCUUCGCUCUGAGGCAUUUUACAAGCUGAAAAAUCUGGGGAAGUUCAGGCUGGUGUCGAGCCCAUACGAGUCUGGACUGUUGCUUGGCUUGGGACCUCUCAUUUCUGCACAGGCGACUUCUUCAUAA